AUGGAUGCCGAAAUAUGUAAAAAGUUCCAGAAUGUAAGGAAAUGGUUUCCUGAUAAAUUGGAUGAUAACAAAAUGUUUCAAUUUACCGAAAAUGAACAUUUCAAUAAGUAUUGUAAUAAUAAUUGUGAUGAUAAUCUCGAUAAAAUUAGUGCUGGAUGUUUAUAUUUGCUUAAUGAAUUUUUUCGUGAUCUUUCUACGUUUGAGGAGGCUGCAAAAGGAAACAUCUAUGUUAUUGAAUACAUUUUGAUAUGGUUAAGUUAUAUGUUAAACCUUAUCAAAACUGAAGAAAACGACAGUAUAGACCCUUUUUAUAACACAUAUAUAAAGGGUGGUGAUAAGUAUACUACUAAUAUAAAAUAUAUUAGUACUUAUAAUGAUUAUAAGGAUCUUAUAGAUAGAAAUUAUUAUUUUUUAAGUACGGAUAUGAACAUUAUAUCUAAAUUAUAUGAUUCAUUUAAUACAUUAUGUGACAUGUAUAAUGAGCUUGCUACAAACAACUCAAAUUGUGCGAAAUGUUUGGAAAAAGCUCGUCAAUUUGUUAAAAAAUAUGAAGAACUUAACAUAGAUCAUAACAUUGGUGAAGAUAACUCCUAUUCUCAUGUAUUUCUUACUUUAUUAAUUGAUUAUGAUAAUUUAAAAAAUAAAUGUAGAGAUUUCCCAUCCAUUUCAGGGAUAACACACGAAAAUUCUGAACAAAGAUCUGAAGUUACAUCAGGUUCAUCGAUAGCAAGCAAAUUAAUUCCAAUUUUAUCGAUAUUAGUUGCAAUAGCAAUUUUUUUAGGAAUUGCUUAUAAGUAUUCGUUAUUUGGAUUUCGGAAACGAGCUCAAAAGCAAUAUUUAAGAGAAAAAAUAAAAAAUAUAAAGAAGAGAAUGAAUCAAUAA
Molecule: messenger RNA, 882 nt
Organism: Plasmodium yoelii
Lineage: Eukaryota; Apicomplexa; Aconoidasida; Haemosporida; Plasmodiidae
Product: PIR protein
Exons: 3
Coding region: 1-882 (293 amino acids)
Source: RefSeq, a predicted model, not a curated record